UCUUCUUCGUCAUAUUCUUCUUCUUCUUCACUCAAUUAGGUCACUUUCUCUCUCCUCUCUUCUCUCUCUAAAAUUUUCCUGCAAAAAUGGUGCGAUUGAGCAACAAUCUGGUCGGAAUUCUCAACUUCAUCACGUUCCUCCUGUCGAUUCCGAUCCUUGGCGCCGGAAUAUGGCUGAGCAAGCAAGGCGACAGCGUCUGCGAGAAGUUUCUCGAGAAGCCGAUCAUCAUCAUCGGCGUCUUCCUCUUGCUCGUCUCUCUCGCCGGCCUCAUCGGCGCCUGUUGCGGCGUCUCGUGGCUCCUCUGGCUCUACCUUGUCGUAAUGUUCUUCCUCAUCGUCAUCCUCUUCUCCUUCACGAUCUUCACCUUCGUCGUCACCAACAAAGGCGCCGGGAAAGCUCUCUCCGGCAAGGGAUACAAGGAGUAUAAGCUUGGAGAUUACUCCAAUUGGCUGCAGAAGAGGGUUAACAACAACAAGAACUGGAACAAGAUCAAGAGCUGUCUUAUUGAUGGCAAGGUUUGCUCGGAAUUUCAUCAGGAGUAUAUUCGCGACACAGUCAAUGAGCUCUACUCCGAGCAUUUAACUGCGAUUCAGUCUGGUUGCUGUAAGCCAUCCGAUGAAUGUAAUUUUACCUACGUGAGCCCUACUGAAUGGACAACGGCGAAUUCCACAUCUUCCAUUCCUGACUGCGGUGCAUGGGGCAAUGACCCGAAAGUUCUGUGCUUUAACUGCCAAUCAUGCAAAGCUGGAGUUCUGGACAACCUAAAGAGUAACUGGAAGAAGGUCUCUGUGGUCAACAUUAUUACCCUCAUCUUCCUCAUUAUCGUUUACUCCGUGGGCUGCUGUGCUUUCAGGAACAACCGGAGGGACCACGCUUAUUGGAAAUGAUAAAAGAGGCUGGAUUAGAUAUUAGGAUGUAGAUUUUGCUUAGGAGGCUUUCUGUGUUUAGAUGGAUUCUAUGUGAGUCACCAGCAUAUGGGGUUUUCAUUCUGUAAAGCCUUUUUGGUUCCUUCUUUUUCUACCAUGCCAUACAGGCUUAACUUCUUAGAGAAUAUGUUUCUAUUAUAAAUGGAGUUAUUAUAUGAUGGUUUCAUUGAUUUUUUAUCUUUCA
Messenger RNA from Morus notabilis, 1110 nucleotides. RefSeq names its product tetraspanin-8. The record is from RefSeq and is a predicted model, not a curated record. The transcript is spliced from 2 exons. Gene Ontology annotation, cellular component: plasma membrane; plasmodesma. Gene Ontology annotation, biological process: auxin-activated signaling pathway. Bases 87 to 887 code for a protein of 266 amino acids. Lineage: Eukaryota; Viridiplantae; Streptophyta; Magnoliopsida; Rosales; Moraceae.